Messenger RNA from Suricata suricatta (meerkat), 870 nucleotides. RefSeq names its product receptor activity modifying protein 1 (gene RAMP1). Gene Ontology annotation, molecular function: coreceptor activity. Lineage: Eukaryota; Metazoa; Chordata; Mammalia; Carnivora; Herpestidae. Gene Ontology annotation, biological process: intracellular protein transport; G protein-coupled receptor signaling pathway; calcium ion transport. Bases 43 to 489 code for a protein of 148 amino acids. The transcript is spliced from 3 exons. The record is from RefSeq and is a predicted model, not a curated record. Gene Ontology annotation, cellular component: cell surface; membrane; signaling receptor complex.
CGCUCCCCGCUCCCGCCCGGGCUCAGUCGUCCUCGGCUCGCCAUGGCCCGGAGCCUCCGCGGCCUCCCGCGGCGCGGCCUCUGGCUGCUGCUGGUGCACCCCCUCUUCCUGGCCACGGCCUGCCGGGACGCCGACUACGACCGUCUCCUCCAGGAGGUCUGCCUCACCCGCUUCCAGGCGGACAUGGAGGCCAUCGGGAAGGCGCUGUGGUGCGACUGGGACAAGACCAUCAAGAGCUACCGCGCCCUCACGGACUGCACCGGGCACCUGGCGGGCCAGCUGGACUGCUUCUGGCCAAACGCGGCCGUGGACAAGUUCUUCGUGGCCGUCCACCGGCGCUACUUCAGAACCUGCCCCGUCGCAGGCAGGGCUGUGCGGGACCCGCCCCGGAGCGUCCUCUGCCCCUUCAUCGUCCUGCCCAUCCUGGCCACCCUGCUGGUGACGGCGCUGGUGGUCUGGAGGAGCAAGCGCCCGGAGGGCAUCGUGUAGGCCUGCGGCCUGGGGGGGAGGGGCGGGGGGCCCCAACGGCAGAGCAGGCCCCAAAUCCCUUUCUGUGUCCCCCAAGAAGAGCUAACAGGAUUUCAGAGUGGUCAUGGUGCAGGCGCUAACCUGAAGCCGCCCUGUAUGGAGGUCAAAGUGACCCGGGGUGGGGGAUAGGGGAAGUCUAGAUGCUAGGAGGGAGCCCAGCGUAUUUGUCGUUAUUUCCAGGGAGGGUUCCGAGCUCUGUCUCCUAAUGUUCCAACCUCGGCCAGACUGUGGAUACGUAACUUGUGAUUAAAAGGACGCUCUCAAGGGGGCACAUGGGUGGCUCUGUCGGUUAAGCGUCUGACUUCCUCUGUGUUGGUGGGUUCAAGUCCCGCGUCGGGCUCU